This is a messenger RNA of Suncus etruscus (white-toothed pygmy shrew), 782 nucleotides long. It is a transcript of the gene CLDN6, whose product is annotated as claudin 6. NCBI's taxonomy places the organism in Eukaryota, Metazoa, Chordata, Mammalia, Eulipotyphla, Soricidae. The record is from RefSeq and is a predicted model, not a curated record. Gene Ontology annotation, biological process: cell adhesion; bicellular tight junction assembly. Gene Ontology annotation, molecular function: structural molecule activity. Gene Ontology annotation, cellular component: bicellular tight junction; plasma membrane. The transcript is spliced from 2 exons. Bases 117 to 782 code for a protein of 221 amino acids.
GAGAGGGCGACCCGCCCCGCCCCGUCGCGUUGCUCCCGCUGCUCCCAAAGCGUUAAGAGAACCCGCCCGCACCACCCAAAAUUCCAGCCGGCUUGUGUCUACCUCGCAUCACCACUAUGGCCUCAGCUGGUCUGCAGAUCUUGGGGGUCAUCCUUGCGCUUCUGGGCUGGGUCAUAGCCCUGGUGUCUUGUGCCCUGCCCCUGUGGAAGGUGACGGCCUUCAUCGGCAGCAGCAUCGUGGUGGCACAGGUGGUGUGGGAGGGCCUGUGGAUGUCGUGCGUGGUGCAGAGCACGGGCCAGAUGCAGUGCAAGGUCUACGACUCGAUGCUGGCACUGCCCCAGGACCUGCAGGCUGCUCGGGCGCUCUGUGUGGUGGCCCUGCUGCUCGCCCUGCUCGCCCUGCUGGUCUAUGUGGCCGGAGCCAAGUGCACCACAUGCGUAGAGGACAAGGACUCCAAGGCCCGCCUGGUGCUGUCUUCCGGGGCCAUCUUCAUCUUCUCCAGCCUCCUGAUCCUCAUCCCUGUGUGCUGGACGGCUCAUGCUAUCAUCCGGGACUUCUACAACCCUCUAGUGGUCGAGGCCCAGAAGCGGGAGCUGGGGGCCUCCCUCUACCUGGGCUGGGCCGCCUCUGGCCUGCUGCUGCUGGGUGGGGGGCUCCUAUGCUGCACCUGCCCCUCGGGGGGCUCCCGAAGCUCCAGCCAUUACAUGGCCCGCUAUUCCGCCUCAGCUCCCCGGGGCACAGCUCCGGGACCCUCUGAGUACCCCACCAAGAAUUACGUAUGA